Messenger RNA from Theileria equi strain WA, 1051 nucleotides. Its product is annotated as U1/2 small nuclear ribonucleoprotein, putative. The record is from RefSeq and is a predicted model, not a curated record. Lineage: Eukaryota; Apicomplexa; Aconoidasida; Piroplasmida; Theileriidae. The coding region runs from base 427 to 1050 and encodes 207 amino acids. Gene Ontology annotation, molecular function: RNA binding. The transcript is spliced from 2 exons.
GUAUUCACCCUGAAACUACACAGUAUUUACACAGCAAACACCUCAUAUACAAUAACGGUAGAUAGAGCUUCCAUAUAUCGUGAAUAGCCCGCAACUGGAUGCCCAGGAGAAACGCUCAAAGACCGCUCUAGGAGGACACUGAAAUAGAUAAUGACAGCGUUAUUCAACUUACCAUCUCUGUGCAUCAUUUUACUACUGACUAUCUGCACUUGUAGCUACUUGAAGCCUUUCUUCCCGGGAUUUUUCAACUCUAAAAGACCAGGGUUCCCAGGAGUUUUGGGAAAGUUUGCCGUUAUCGGAGAUCGUCUCUCACCUUACGUCUCACUAGCCUGCAUAGCCUUUGCGGUCUGGACCAUAGUGUUCAGAUAACGUCGUUGCUUCUCUCAAACUACCUAGGUAUUUUACACAAGGACAAGUAGGAACAGAAUGGCGGCUUUUCAGCCUCAUGACAUUGUGCCUAGCCAGACACUAUACGUUACUAAUCUGGACGAUCAGAUUCAUGUAAGGGAAUUGGUUAAGCUUCUAUAUGAGCUCUUUUGCCCAUAUGGAUAUAUUAUAGACAUUGUUGCCCGCAAGACAAAGACCCUUAGGGGACAGGCUUUUAUUGUCUUUAGCGAAAUAACAAGUGCUACUGCAGCACUAAAGGGCCUGAACGGUCGAAGCAUUUUGGCAAAAAAAAUAAAGAUUGUUUAUUCAAAAAACAAAUCAUACAAGGCUAUGAAACCAUCGGAUUACUACAGGAUUGGCAAAAUUUCAAAGUUGCAAGCCAAACCAGUUAUUAGUUCCACAACUGAAGACAAACCGGCAGAAGCGUCUUCCAAGGAAUCACAUACACUAUUCGUGGAGAACAUCCCUCCAGACAUCAACAAGGAUGGUGUUGAACUCUUGUUUAAUCAAUACCCCGGGUUCAAAGGCUGUAGAUUUAUAGAGGGGAGAUGCGUCGCCUUUAUUGAUUUUGCUCUAGUAUCGCAAGCGGAAGCCGCUCUUCAAGGCCUGCAGGGUUUCAGGAUGUCACACAAUCACGCUCUGCACAUAUCAUUUGCUAAAUAGU